Molecule: messenger RNA, 1425 nt
Organism: Auanema sp. JU1783
Lineage: Eukaryota; Metazoa; Nematoda; Chromadorea; Rhabditida; Rhabditidae
Source: the annotation of a GenBank genome assembly
AUGUGGUCAAGUCAUAUAGGCAGCGGAGUGGUGGGAGGCACAUCCAGGGAAAAUAUGUUUUUCCAUGCAACUCUAGCUCGAUCUUUCAUCAAUGCUCUCUCAUUAAGAGGUGAUGAUGAUUUCGUCGACAGACUCAAUUACUAUUAUACACCGAUCAUGCUGUCAAUAGCUUGUUUGAUCAUCAGUGCUAAGCAGUAUGGAGGUACUCCUAUAGAAUGUUGGGUUAAUCCACACUCACGAGAAAGUAUGGAAGAGUAUAUUGAAAGCUAUUGUUGGAUUCAGAACACCUAUUGGAUUCCCAUGUACGAGAAUGUUCCUGAUGACCACACAGCUCGUGAAGAAAAACAAAUAGGAUAUUAUCAAUGGGUUCCCUUUAUCUUAAUAGCUGAAGCUUUGAUGUUCUCUUUGCCUUGUAUAUUCUGGAGACUGUUAAGUUGGCAGUCAGGUUUGAAUAUUCAACAUUUGAUAAAUGCUGCAUGUGAUACUCAAGCCAUUGUUGACGCUUCUGAUAGAGCUAAGGCAGUAGAGGCUAUCACAACAUGUUUCGUCGAUAACUUAGAUCUCCAAUGUCCAUCAGUUAACAUACACCAGAGAAGUCUAUUAUCAAGAAUAAAGUGCAACAGACUUCUAUCUGGCCAUUAUGUGUCCGUCAUCUAUCUCAUAACAAAGCUCUGCUAUGCGGCUAAUGUUAUCUUACAAUUUGUCAUUCUCAACGCCUGUCUCAAAUCUGACGAUUAUCUUCUGUUUGGCUUUCAAGUGUUGAACGAUUUGGUACAAGGAAAGCCUUGGACUGAGUCUGGCCAUUUCCCACGGGUAACUCUUUGUGACUUUGAAGUCCGUUAUGUCGCCAACCUUAACAGAUAUACUGUCCAAUGUGCUUUAUUGAUAAACAUUAUCAAUGAAAAGGUUUUUGCUUUCUUAUGGUGUUGGUAUUUGAUAUUACUGUGUAUAACAAGUUUCUCUACCACUGCCUGGCUUCUCAAUACUGGCGUUGUGAACGAGAAAGUUGAUUAUGUUCUAAAAUAUAUGCAAAUAGCUCAUUCAAGUGAGCAGAAGAAGCUCCAGAAAUUUUCAAAAGAAACAUCUGUGGAGCGUGUCUAUUCAGUCAUUCCCUUCGCUCCUCAUUUGCUUGACCGAUUUGUUCUUAAUUUCUUAAAAUCCGAUGGGGUUUUCAUUUUGAGGAUGAUGUCCAAUCAUGCUGGUGAUAUGAUUGUAGUUCAAGUUGUCAAAAAUCUUUGGCAAGAGUUUCGAGAACGAAACUGGCGGGAGUUUGAAGAAUUUGAAGAAAUUAAAGAACAACACUUCCGUUUUCCAAAAUCAAGCCUAAUCAGUGGACCAACCCAUCCAAGAGUUGUCACCAUAAGCAACCCAGUGGCAACGAUGAUGAGCGACUCGUUAACAAGCGAGAAAGCUGCCUAUUUAUGA